Molecule: messenger RNA, 2419 nt
Organism: Selaginella moellendorffii
Lineage: Eukaryota; Viridiplantae; Streptophyta; Lycopodiopsida; Selaginellales; Selaginellaceae
Product: stromal 70 kDa heat shock-related protein, chloroplastic
Exons: 8
Coding region: 43-2178 (711 amino acids)
Biological process (GO): protein refolding; cellular response to unfolded protein
Cellular component (GO): cytoplasm; chloroplast
Molecular function (GO): heat shock protein binding; ATP hydrolysis activity; ATP-dependent protein folding chaperone
Source: RefSeq, a predicted model, not a curated record
GCUAGGGAUUUUGGCCGCGAGAAGGAAGGAAGCGAGAGAGCGAUGGCAGCGGCGGCGCACGUCAGUGCUUGCUCCGCGGUGUCGACGGUGUGCUCCUCCUCCGAAUCGAAGAAUGGCGCCUACAGUAAGCAGAGGAGUGUGUUUCUAGGUAGCAAUCUCCAGGGACGGAGUUUCUCCGGGAGUUUGUAUGCGCGAAUGAGGCGCCAGGCGCAUCGCGGCGGCAGAGUUGGGGGUCCUUUGAGGGUCGUGAGCGAGAAAGUGGUGGGCAUUGACCUGGGAACCACGAAUUCGGCUGUGGCGGCUAUGGAGGGCGGGAAGCCCACCAUAAUCACAAAUGCGGAGGGGCAGAGAACCACACCUUCUGUUGUUGCCUACACGAAGAAUGGCGACAGGCUUGUGGGUCAGAUUGCCAAGCGCCAGGCAGUGGUAAAUCCCGAGAACACAUUCUUCUCCGUGAAGAGAUUUAUCGGGAGAAAGAUGUCCGAGGUGGACGAGGAGUCCAAGCAGGUUGCGUACACUGUUAUCAGAGAUGAGAAUGGAAACGUGAAGCUCAAUUGCCCUGCGAUUGGAAAGCAAUUUGCUGCCGAGGAGAUUUCAGCUCAGGUUUUGAGAAAGCUGGUCGACGACGCUUCCAAGUUUUUGAACGACAAAGUGAACAAGGCUGUCAUCACUGUUCCUGCUUACUUCAAUGAUUCCCAGAGAACUGCCACGAAAGAUGCUGGAAGAAUAGCUGGUCUUGACGUGCUUCGUAUCAUCAACGAACCAACCGCGGCAUCUCUUGCUUACGGGUUUGAGAGGAAGAGUAAUGAGACAAUUCUCGUCUUUGAUUUGGGCGGUGGAACAUUCGAUGUUUCAGUUUUGGAAGUCGGCGAUGGUGUGUUCGAAGUGUUAUCAACAUCUGGUGAUACACACUUGGGUGGAGACGAUUUUGACAAGAGGGUUGUCGAUUAUCUCGCAGCAAAUUUCAAAAAGGAGGAAGGUAUUGAUCUAUUGAAGGAUAAGCAGGCGCUUCAAAGGCUGACGGAGACCGCUGAGAAGACAAAAAUUGAGCUGUCAUCACUUACACAAACAAGCAUAAGCUUGCCUUUCAUCACGGCGACUGCGGAUGGGCCGAAGCAUAUUGACACAACUAUGACUCGGGCUAAGUUCGAGGAAUUGUGUUCAGAUUUGCUGGACAGGUGCCGCACGCCAGUGGAAAAUGCUUUGAGAGACGCAAAGCUGACAUUCAAGGACAUUAAUGAAGUUAUUCUUGUCGGCGGUUCUACUCGUAUUCCAGCUGUUCAAGAGAUCGUAAAGAGAAUGACUGGCAGGGCCCCAAACUUGACUGUCAAUCCCGAUGAGGUUGUUGCAUUAGGAGCUGCUGUUCAGGCCGGUGUUCUGGCUGGAGAAGUCAGCGAUCUAGUGUUACUGGACGUGACUCCUCUGUCAUUGGGCUUGGAAACGCUCGGAGGCGUUAUGACGAAGAUCAUCCCCCGAAACACCACCCUUCCAACGUCAAAGUCCGAGGUGUUCUCCACGGCCGCCGACAGUCAAACGAGCGUGGAAAUCAAUGUUCUCCAGGGCGAAAGGGAGUUUGUCAGGGACAACAAGUCCCUGGGAAGCUUCAGGCUGGAGGGCAUUCCUCCGGCUCCAAGAGGCGUGCCGCAGAUCGAGGUGCGGUUCGACAUCGACGCGAACGGCAUCUUGUCAGUAAGUGCGACUGACAAAGGAACCGGCAAGAAGCAAGACAUUACGAUCACUGGCGCCAGUACUCUUCCACAAGACGAGGUGGAGAGAAUGGUGAACGAGGCCGAGAAGUUCAGCAAGGAGGACAAGGAGAAGAGAGAGGCAGUGGACGUGAAGAACCAGGCCGACUCGCUGGUGUAUCAAACCGAGAAGCAACUCAAGGAGCUGGGCGACAAAGUCCCGGCCGACGUCAAAGGCAAGGUGGAAGACAAGGUGAAAGCACUCAAGGACGCCAUCGCCAGUGACAACACGCAAAAGAUCAAGGAUGCCACCGCCGACUUGAACCAGGAAGUGAUGCAAAUCGGCCAGUCCUUGUACAGCCAACCGGGAGCUCCAGGUGGUCCAAGCCCCGGCGGGCCACCUCCGGGUUCCAGUGGGCCUUCUUCUUCGUCCUCGUCUAAAGGCUCCGGUGGAGACGAAGUUAUCGAUGCCGAUUUUACUGACACCAGCUAGAGACUCAACACACACACGCAACGCAAAGCAAACACGCGAGAGAUAAGUAUGGCUUUCCUUCGUUUUCUCGUCUUUCCUUCUUUUCUAUAAGCCGUGCGAGUGGGAAAGCUUCACAGAUUCCUAUGGUGUCAAAUUUUUGUUAAAUAGAGGAGGAGAAACAAAGCUUGCAAAAAGUUCUGAAAACAAUGUUAUGAGAUUAUCGACAUUUCUUCUAUAUGGGAAAAGGAGAAGAGUUUGUUUA